This is a messenger RNA of Arabidopsis thaliana (thale cress), 1169 nucleotides long. RefSeq names its product MBOAT (membrane bound O-acyl transferase) family protein. Gene Ontology annotation, molecular function: long-chain-alcohol O-fatty-acyltransferase activity; acyltransferase activity, transferring groups other than amino-acyl groups. The transcript has a single exon. Lineage: Eukaryota; Viridiplantae; Streptophyta; Magnoliopsida; Brassicales; Brassicaceae. Bases 45 to 1082 code for a protein of 345 amino acids. Gene Ontology annotation, biological process: lipid metabolic process. Gene Ontology annotation, cellular component: membrane. The record is from RefSeq and is marked reviewed.
GUCAAAGCCUCGGUGAUUGGGAAGAAAAAAGAAGAUCUCGAGAGAUGGAGGAAGAACUCAUGAGCUUAAUCAAAGUAUGGGUUUAUGCAAUAAUCUCCAUAUCUUACUGUUACUACACAUCAACAAGAAUCAAAUCUGGUGUUUUUCGAUUACUAUCUGUUCUUCCUGUUUGUGUUCUGUUUCUUGUUCUCCCUCUGUUUGUUUCCUCUGUUCACUUUUCUGGUUCCACAGCAUUUUUCCUCUCAUGGCUUGCCAAUUUCAAACUAAUCCUCUUCUCCUUCGACCAAGGUCCACUUUUCCCAGUUCCCUCAAAUCUCUCCCGAUUCGUCUGCUUCACUUGCUUCCCCAUCAAGCUUCAACAAAACCCUAAACCUCAAAAUCAAAUGCCUAAAUGGGGUUUCGCAGUUAAACUUGCCUUCUUUGGUGUGUUGUUGCAUAUGUAUGAAUACAAACAACAUAUGUCUCCGACUGUUCUAUUGGUUCUCUAUUCUCUGCAUAUAUACUUGGAGUAUGAGAUUCUCUUAGCUCCCUUGAAAGUUCUGCUUAGUAUCUCUCUUUGGUGCGACCUCGAGCCGCAUUUCAAUGAACCAUACUUAUCCACCUCUCUUCAAGACUUCUGGGGUCGUCGAUGGAACCUCAUGGUCCCGGCGAUUCUCCGGCCGGCUGUCUACCUCCCGGUGCGACAAAUGGCCGGUCGGAAAAUGAACUCUGAUCAGGCUUUGUUCUUGGGAGUUUUUGCCUCGUUCCUUGUUUCCGGUGUGGUUCACGAGCUUAUUUUCUUCUAUUUUACACGUGAAUCGCCGACAGGUGAAGUCACUUUGUUCUUUGUAUUACAUGGAGUUUGCACUGCCGCUGAAUGCGCUGCGAAGAGGACGAGGUUGGUGCGGCGAUGGAAGGUGAGUCAGAUGGUUUCACGACUGCUCACGGUGGGAUUUGUUGUUAUGACCGGUGGUUGGUUGUUUUUCCCUCACCUUGCAAGGAGUGGCAUGAUCGAGAGACUAGCUGACGAAGCCUUUUUGUUUAUUGGUUUCGUCAAGCACAAGUUUUUCUACCUUUGUAGAAACCAAUCGCUAAAAUCGUAGAUUUAUGGUUAUAGCUAAUUUUAUCAAUCAUAUUACUUUUGAUGAUUUGGGAAGAGAACUAAAGAGAUAUUCUGUGAUUGAAACGGC